Molecule: messenger RNA, 951 nt
Organism: Camelina sativa (false flax)
Lineage: Eukaryota; Viridiplantae; Streptophyta; Magnoliopsida; Brassicales; Brassicaceae
Product: BTB/POZ domain-containing protein At1g55760
Molecular function (GO): protein binding
Source: RefSeq, a predicted model, not a curated record
AUCUCUUCUGCUGGUGAUAGGAAAGCUUUAUCUCAUCCAGAAGUCAUUGAUAAGCGGAUUAAGACAAACGAAGAUUUUCUUUGGACGAUUGAAGUUCCCUUAACUGGAAAAAUCAUCAUCGACGUUGAGUUCCUUGACUUGAAGGUUCUGUCUCAAGAUAGUGGAGAAUUUUACUCUAUCUGGGCAGACGGUUCAACCGAGAAUCAAUCGAAAGCAACAGCUGUAACAUCCCUUGGCCGUAUGUUGACAGAAAGCAUUUACACAGACAUAAUGAUCAAUGCAGCUGGUGGAAGCAUUGGUGCUCACCGAGCUGUUCUUGCCGCCCGUUCACCUGUUUUCCGCAGCAUGUUUUUACAUGACCUGAAAGAGAAGGAGCUAUCGGAAAUAAACAUACUGGACAUGCCUCUUGAUGCUUGCCAAGCUUUUCUCAGUUAUGUAUACGGCAAUAUCCAGAACGGAGACUUUCUUAUACACAGAUUGGCACUCCUCCAAGCAGCUGAUAAGUAUGAUAUUGCUGAUUUAAAAGAAGCUUGCCACUUGAGUCUGCUAGACGAUAUCGACACAAAGAAUGUGCUGGAGAGGCUACAGAAUGCUUAUCUAUAUCAGUUACCUGAGCUGAAGGCUAGCUGCAUGAGGUAUCUUGUGAAGUUUGGUAAGAUAUUUGAGAUCCGAGAUGAGUUCAACGUAUUCAUGCAAUGCGCAGACAGAGAUUUGAUUUCUGAAGUCUUCCACGAAGUCCUCGGUACCUGGAAAGGAUUUUAAGGGAAACCAGAAUGGGUAUUAUUAUGUGUGCUAUUGUUAUUAUUUAUACAAGAAGAUUUGUGGACACUAAUUUUUUUGUGCAAAAGGGAUUUGUUGGUCGUUUAUGUACAUAUGUAAAAGAUCACAGAACAAAGAAAAUGUAAACUAGUAAUCUAGAGGUGCUUGGUAAAUCAGAAGAGAAGUUCAUCU